UUUCACAAACAAAAUGUUAUAAACCGAAUCUAUUAUUAUUAUUUAUAUCACAGUUAGUGAUACAUUUCAUAGUUCCCUCUUACAUCGACUCUAUGGUAAUAACAAAUGACUUUAGUAACAGGUUUUAGUAAUGGUUGCGUAGUAUUUUGACAACAAUUCAUCAAUUAAUGCAUAGUGAUACAUAGGUAAUUUAGAUCCAAAAAUAAGUAAUAAUUCUCCAAGUUUACAAAUAUUAUACUUCUUUAAUGUCUAAAGUUAAUAGUUUUUUUACUUAAAUAUAAAUAGAAUAUUCAUUAAAAACACACUUGAUAUAGCUUAAUCAGUACACGUAUGCACACAUUAUGAGAAGCCGUUAAACACGUUUAUUUCAAAUUUUGUAAACCUAAUCCAUUUUAUUACUGCUAACCAGCGAUAUUUAUAACUAGAAGUAAAAUAAUCGUAACAGAUAAAAAAAAUCUACAAACGUUAUUAAAAACGGAUUUUUAACAACUAAUUGUUAAUAAGUUGGGUUGAACUUAGUUAAAAUGGCGUCAAAUAGCAAUAAUCUAGUGUAUGAAUGUAAUCAAAAUUAUUUCUAUGAUCAAAAAGGAUUAAAUACAUCCUACAAAAGAUAUUAUAAAAAAAAUAGAUACAAAGGAGAACAAAGUACCACAAGGCCCUUGUUCGACGAGACUGGACAUUUCAAAAAGAAUCAGAAUUGGCAUCGCCCUUCAUGGUCAAUCCCCAAACAACAGCAAAGUUUUUCUACUUAUCUUAAAAGAUACUCUCAAUGUAAUCGGUAUAAUAAUAACUAUCGUAAUCUCCACAAUUUUAACAAUAGUCGAUCAAACCAAAUAUCAAAAAAUGGAUAUUCAUUGAGCAAGUUGGAAAACCAAAAAGAAGUUAAAUCAAAUUGUGUUGACAAUAUAAAUAGUAGUAAUAUUCAAGAAAACAAUACAAUUUCUGAGAAACAAAAGAAAAAAACGCCAAUAUCCUUGUUAAAUGAAUGGACUAUGCAUUGUAAUGGAGUAAAUAAUAAAAAAAAGACUGUUUCUUACACACUAAUAGCUGUUAAAGGACAUGCACACAAGCCAAUAUUUACAUACUUGUGCUGUGCAUGUAAUAAAUCAGCUACAGGUCAAGGACAAUCUAAAAAAGAGGCAAAACAAAAUGCUGCGUCUAGAUUGUUAGAUAGACUGCUUGUUAGUGAAUCUUCCAACAAUAGAGAAAAAAUCAUUUCAACAAAAUCUAUUAGUACUAACUCAAAGGAUGAUCAAGAGCUAGUAAGCUCUUCUGAAAUUGAACCAGAAAAACCAUCUGAAGUUAAAAUUGAUUUAAAUGAUGAUACAAAACUUACAAAGUAUGAUGCAGUUCAAAUUGCUCAUUGUAAUAUGAAUCCUAUUGGAACCUUACAAGAAUUAUGUACAGCACAUAGAUGGGCAGCACCAUUUUAUAGUUUUGAAAAAUUAAAUUCAUUUGAGAAAUGUCAAAUAAACAAGAGAAAUAAAGGAAUUAUGUAUAAGGUUACUUGUCGAAUUUUUCACUUAGAAACAAAAGGAAUAGCACAUACUAAACGCUCUGCUAAACGUAAUGCUGCUCGUUUCAUGUUUAAUCAACUACAUUCAAUUGGUCCUGACAAACUAAAUGAACUAAAAUUAAUGCAAUCUAAAGUCAAAGUAUUAAAUAAAGAUAAAACUAAUGAAAAAUGUCUUAAAAUACAAAAAGAAAGUAAUAAUUUAGAAGAAUGGACAACAGCUCAUAGUUUCCGGUUAUAUUUUACUGCAGCUGUAAAUGCUUCAGCUUCUUCAUUAAAUGUCUCAGUAGUUUCAUCUCCAAUACAUUUAUUAAAUGAUAGUAACUCUUUAAAAGUACAAAAGCAACAAAAAAUAAAUCAAGAACAGUAUCAAAUAGAAAUGGAACAGUCAAUAGUACAGCAUUCAACAAACAUAAGUGCAGCUGAUAGAUUACAAUUUUUGUGUCAACAAUUAGGUUUUCGAGCAGUAUAUGUUUGUGUUAAUGACUUAGUAUCAACUAAUGAUCAAAUAGAUAAUAAAGUUAAAAAUCCAGAUGAGGAAUAUGCAGUUCUAGUACAAGUAAGUACUGUACCUGUCACUGUAACAGUAGGACGUGCACCUACUGCAGAUAAAGCAGUACAAAUAGCUGCAGAACGUGUAUUACAUGCAUUUAAAUCAAUGUUAUUCAUUACAUCAUCUAAUGCAGUAAAUUUAAAUAAUAACAAUGAACAAAGUGAAAUAUUGUCAAAUGAUUAUUGUUUUAGGAAAAUUUAGCUGGAAUGGAAUUAAUUUCAAUAAUUAUGUAAUAUAUUAGUUACUAUAUUUGGUAAGCUAAUUUAAUUUAUUAUGGAUCCUUUCUAAGGAAAUUUUCUCAUUUUAUAAAACUAGAAAAAAUUUGGAUACAUUUUUAUAAUUUUUUUGUUAAAUUAUUAUUUAUACAUUGAGAGCCAUUUUGCCACUUAAAUCAUGUUUUUUUUUUUUUUUUUUUUUUUUUUUUUAUAGCAUUAUAUUUUUAUAAAAAAUAUACUUUUUGUAACUUAGGCUAUAAUUUUUUUAUGAUUAAAGUACAAAUAAAAAUACAAUUAUUUUAAACAA
This is a messenger RNA of Daktulosphaira vitifoliae (grape phylloxera), 2588 nucleotides long. RefSeq names its product RISC-loading complex subunit tarbp2-like. The coding region runs from base 525 to 2267 and encodes 580 amino acids. The transcript is spliced from 9 exons. Lineage: Eukaryota; Metazoa; Arthropoda; Insecta; Hemiptera; Phylloxeridae. The record is from RefSeq and is a predicted model, not a curated record.